Molecule: messenger RNA, 1545 nt
Organism: Coniosporium apollinis CBS 100218
Lineage: Eukaryota; Fungi; Ascomycota; Dothideomycetes
Exons: 8
Coding region: 1-1545 (514 amino acids)
Molecular function (GO): copper ion binding; oxidoreductase activity
Source: RefSeq, a predicted model, not a curated record
AUGUUGAAGUACAAUUUGGAAAUAACAAACACCACCUGCAACCUUGACGGCCAUGGUUCGAAACUCUGCAUGCUCAUCAACAACCAGUAUCCUGGACCUGUCAUCACAGCUAAUUGGGGAGACACCCUCAUCAUCAAUGUGAAGAACAGUCUGCAAGACAACGGCACGUCAAUUCACUGGCAUGGUAUCCGGCAGCUGAACUCCUGCCAACACGACGGUGCCAACGGCGUUACGGAAUGCAAGCGUCCUAUCGCUCCGGGCAAAACUAAGACGUACAAGUUCCUGUGCACUCAGUUCGGUACGACGUGGUACCACAGCCAUCACUCUGCGCAAUAUGGCGAUGGCGUCGUUGGGACAAUGGUCAUCAAUGGCCCUGCAACCGCAAACUACGAUAUCGAUCUUGGUCCCGUAGCGCUCUCAGAUUGGUACUACAAGACCGCUUUCGAACUCAAUGCUCUUGCCAUGCAAUCGGCCAGGGGUCCGCCACUUCCGGACAACAUCUUGGUCAACGGCAAGAUGGUAAACGCUGGCGAAGGCGGAGAGUAUAUGACGAUGACAGUCACCAAGGGGAAGAAGUAUAGGCUGCGACUCAUUAACACUUCUACCGAUACUCACUUCCACGUGUCUUUGGACGGGCACCCGUUCACGGUAAUAACUAGUGACUUUGUUCCGGUGAAGCCGUACGUAACAUCGGAUGUGCAGCUUAAUAUAGGCCAACGCCACGACGUAAUCUUCACAGCUAACCAAGCCGUGGCCAAUUACUGGCUUCGCGUAGGCGUCUCCACAGGCUGUGGCAACAACGCCAUGAUCGGCAUCAAACCCAUCGGCGGCAUUAUCAGCUAUGCAGGCUCGCCUGCCGGUCUGCCCACCAGCACCGGCGUCACACUGGGUACGGGAUGCGGUGAUGAAUCCGUGACACCGUACGUUGCCAACGUUGUCCCCAAGGAUCCCUUCGUGGCAACGCUGAAGCAAAUCUCGCUGGAUUUUCUGCGCUCAGAAGCAACGGGCAAUCUUGUCACCUGGCCCAUCAACGGCAGCGCCAUGCGCGUAGAUUGGGAUAAGCCGACCCUGCAAUACGUCAUGGAUGGCAACACGGACUACCCCCGGGCACACAAUGUCAUCGAAAUGCCGAAUAACCAGUGGUAUUAUUGGGUCAUUCAGACCGUGACGGUUGCAGGCCCUCGCCUCGCGCAUCCAAUUCAUUUGCACGGACAUGAUUUCUAUGUGCUCGGAACGGGCGGUGGCACGUUUAGCGGCAGUGCGGAUGGGCUGAAUUUUGCCAAUCCCAUUAGGAGAGACGUUGCGACGUUGCCUGCUGGUGGGUGGAUGGUAUUGGCGUUCCCGGCGGACAACCCUGGCGCGUGGUUAAUGCAUUGCCAUAUUGCAUGGCAUGUCUCGCAGGGACUGAGCCUGCAGUUCUUGGAGCGCAAGAGCGAGAUACAAUCAACCAUCGGGGACCUGAGUGGCUUUACGCAGGGGUGCAAUGAGUGGAAGAGCUACUGGGCGUCGGAUCGUUAUUGGGAGCAGGAUGAUUCCGGCCUAUGA